AUGGCUGAGCUCAACAUCAUCACCAAGGCAUACCGCAAGCUAGAUCAGACCACAGCUGAGCCACUGUCUGAUGUUGAACUGGUGAUAAUCUUUGAGCCUCGUGCCGUUGACUUUAGUCUGAAAAGUCUGAAACCUGACGCCCAAGAACAUUUGGACAGCUUGCUCAGGAAGCACUUUUCUGGUGCUGGAAGUCCCCUUAAGAUCCGUCUAAAUGGCCUUUUGACAGAGCAGGCUAUCAGCAAGGUUGAGAAAAUUAGCGACGAAGACCGGGCUUUGCUCCAUAUGGCAAUCAAAGACUCCAACGGCUCCGUAGAGGACUCGAAGCUACAUGCUUCGCUCGUGGCCAGAGACCUUGCAAUGUGCCUCUGCGAACGACCAGGAACAUCCGGGCGUCACUCCAAGUUCACUGUCCUGGUGGAUAAUGAGGGGCUGCCCAAGGCGAGUCCCGUAAAUCUCAAGUGUCAUGCCCAAGAACAGCUGUUCAGCCGCACUCCUGAAGAGAUUAGGGAGUUCUAUCGUUCCAUGGAGUCGCCUAUGCCCCAACGGCGGGAGAAGAUCAGACAGUGGUACGAAAAGUGUAUCAGCGAAGCCGAUGAGAAACGGUACGACAUGGACUUCUCGGUCGACUCUCUUGAUUUGGAAAAGUUGAAAGGGCGAAUUAUGGCUGCAGGUGACGUCACGUUCAUAGAGGGCGCAUCGUUCAAGCUUCUUCGUCGUCUCGUUGAUGACUCGGCCGUAGCAGCAAAGAUGGAAUGCCUCGUUCAAGCAGGAACUUUAAACCUUGCCGGCAACAUCUUCAACGAUCAGUUCAACAUCGCCCUCGAUCCAGAGUCUGCAGAAUAUGUACUACGCAGAGCUCAUGUGUUUCGCGAUUUUAUUGCUGUACCGUCCCACACGUCUCAGGCGAUCACCUUCUCUGUUGGCAGACUGGAAGAGCAUGGCUUCUCUGGUCUUGCAAGAUGGAUCUUAUCCUUCACUCUUCGCAAUGAUCCCGCUAAAGUGUCAGAAGGAGUCGUCACUUUAAAGAGUCAGCACGGCCACGAAAGGGUCAAGUUGCCUGACCUUGCGAUGAUUCUACUCGGACUAGGCUCUGGGACGUAUCCAAGUCAAGUGGCGCGGGUAGUGUUACCCAACACGCAAAGCGGGCCAUUGCUCUUCAAGAUUUCAGAUACGGGAAUCUGCAUACUCGAACCAAAGACUGGCCACAAGUACGAGCCGGUGGACCUGGCGGAAUUUCUUAUCCAGGUACAAUAA
Fusarium poae is the source of this 1254-nucleotide messenger RNA. RefSeq lists its product as uncharacterized. The transcript has 4 exons. NCBI's taxonomy places the organism in Eukaryota, Fungi, Ascomycota, Sordariomycetes, Hypocreales, Nectriaceae. The coding region runs from base 1 to 1254 and encodes 417 amino acids. The record is from RefSeq and is a predicted model, not a curated record.